AAAAGGAAAGACGGAAGUAAAAAAUAACAUCUCGAUCCCUGUCGCUACAAACUUUUUAAUAAUAUAUCGAAAAUUGCGCACCUUCGCAGCAAUAUUUCGACGACGUCUUUCGAAAUACUAAUAUACAAUUUCGUAUUAGGGCUUAAUGUUUUGUCGGUAAAAGCUUUGUAAAAGCCUUGCUUGCAAUAUGAAAAUAUGAGAAGCGUUAAACGAUAGACGAAGAUGAAUAAGCGGCCGAAUGCGAAAGGUGUCGAAGAAUGGUCAAAAGCUGGAUCAUUUGUAAGAAAACCUGAGAAAGGUUGGCUUCACUCUGCUCAGGCUAUUAAAGAUGGUGGCGUUUGUUAUGCUCUCAAGUACCUUGGCUGUAUUGAAGUUCUUAAAUCUAUGAGGACAUUACAGUAUGAUGUACGACAGCAAGUUACAAAAGAGGCAAUGUAUAGAUGCUGUGAGCGAAUGGCUAUAAUUAGUAAAAGGAAGAAAGCGAAGAGCAACAUUCUGAAGCUCUUGGCAGAUCAUCCACGCACCGUACACAGUGGUACCUUCAUCAGUCUGACAGUAUCUGUGUCUGGUAUUGUGCUCACAGAAAUGUCCAGUGGUGAGAUGAUAUCGAAACAUGAUAUGCAAGGAAUAUCUUUUGCUAGUGGAGGUGAAAAGGAUUGUCCAGAUAUUGUUGGAUAUGUUGCCAAAGACGCUAAAAAUAAAAGAGCUUGUCAUGUCCUGGACUGCCCUCAAAAUCUCUCAUAUGAUGUCAUCAACACAAUCGGCCAAGCAUUUGAAUUGCGUUAUAAAAUGUUUCUGGAUGAUCCACCACAGUUGCUGCCUGUACCAAGAAGGUUUGAAGGUUCAAUUUUUGGUGGUGAAGAACAGCCAUCAUCUCAAAGAGUAGAAUCACGUCGUGAACAGGCUUAUGAACAGCCACACGAGGAGCCAGACGAGUUUGCAGAUGGUUAUGAAGAUGAAUUUGAUGACGAACAUGAGUAUGAUACUCCAACUGAUGGAUGCCAGCCAACUCCCACUCAUCAAAACUCAAGUCAUUACCAAAAGCCCAGAUCACCUCCCUGUGAAAUGUCCAAAUAUGACACGCCUCAUAGUACAAUUGAGAGUCAUGCAGGGGGGAAAGAACCAUCCCCUACUUCUAUGGAGUUUGCAGUUGGCACGCAGUUUGAUGCAGUUAUGGGACCUUUGGUUAAUAUUCCAUCCUAUAAUAAUCCACUUGCGGCCGCAAUGACAGUUGAAGAUCUACCCUCAUUUUAUGACACCCCAGCAGAGCCAGCAAAAAACAGCGCAGGAGAAACGAAUGGCGAUGGCAAUGAAGGUUCGUCUCGAAUGAAUUGGGAAACAUUUGAUGAAGAGAUUAUGUCAAGUAUCGGAGCACAAACAACCGCAGACCCUGCGUCUGGUAUAAAGAAGUCGUCACCGGAGCCCGCGCAACCUGAGCCGGCAGACUCCCCCCAACAUAAUACACUGGGGUAUGCCUUACCGUUGCCAAAGAAACCAGACGAACAAGUUGUUAGGAGAACACCACCACCCAUACCAAAACCUUAUUCCCGUAGGAAUGACGAGGGCACAAGUGAACCUUCUGCUCCACCACCAGGGACCGCUCCAGAAGAUGAACUGUCUCGCAAGGAUUGGUUCCAUGGUCCUAUGUCAAGACAAGAUGCAGAAAAACUGCUCGUACGUGAUGGAGAUUUCUUAGUUCGUGAGAGUACUACCAACCCUGGACAAUAUGUUUUAACUGGCCUACAGAAUGGUUAUCCAAAACAUCUGUUGUUAAUUGAUCCAAAGGGCGUGGUGCGAACAAAGACUCACGCUUUCGAGAGCGUUGAUCACCUCGUUUGUUAUCACCGUGAUAACAGAGUCCCUAUCAUCUCGUCAGGAAGUGUAAUAAUAUUGCGUCAGCCUGUUGUUAAAGAUGAUCCCAGUCAAUCUUUCUAUGACAGACCUUUAUAACCAUGUUUCAUUAUCACAGGACAAGAACUAUGAAUCAGGAAUGUGGUAAAGAUAUGUUUUGCAGCACCUUAUGCCCGGUGGUGAUAUAAAUCAUUUGGCAUCUUUCAUGCUACACCAAGUACAUGUAAAAUAAACACGUUAGCAUAUUUCAGUAGGUUUUUAGCAGUUGGUAUUUAACGUUUUUUACCAAUGAUAUAGGAAUAUUCACCUCGCAUAGUCCGUAUAGUUUAUUGAUAUUCUUACAUGAACUAAAAGUAAAAUUGGUUGGUUUCGUUUUGAAGUUAGACCUAGCCAUUAAUAUAAUUAAGCGGUUUUAUUUUUUUAUAUACAUAAGUGACUUUCGCUUGUUGAUUUCAGGGAUGAAAUAUGAAGUGACGGUAUGAUUGAGUUUAUAUACAAGUGGUAGUUAGACGGCGUUUUCUAAUUUUUAACCCCAUGGACCUGUGAUGUAUAAUUUAUAUUGUAAAUUAAACUAUGAAAUUAUAUAUGUCAUCUUAAGA
Molecule: messenger RNA, 2450 nt
Organism: Dendronephthya gigantea
Lineage: Eukaryota; Metazoa; Cnidaria; Anthozoa; Malacalcyonacea; Nephtheidae
Product: SHC-transforming protein 1-like
Biological process (GO): intracellular signal transduction; cell surface receptor protein tyrosine kinase signaling pathway
Cellular component (GO): plasma membrane
Molecular function (GO): receptor tyrosine kinase binding
Source: RefSeq, a predicted model, not a curated record